Messenger RNA from Diaporthe batatas, 2923 nucleotides. RefSeq lists its product as uncharacterized. The record is from RefSeq and is a predicted model, not a curated record. The coding region runs from base 553 to 2853 and encodes 766 amino acids. The transcript has 3 exons. Lineage: Eukaryota; Fungi; Ascomycota; Sordariomycetes; Diaporthales; Diaporthaceae.
AUCAUCAUCAUCAUCAGUACAGCAACCAUCCUCCACCAGGGCGAGUGACGUGCUCUUGGCAUACACCAGCUUAUCAGCGUUAUCAGUUUAGUUCCGGUAUUCCAGACUAAUCCUGGUUAGUGCUCUGAAGCUGGUGAUGCUUCUUCGCGGCCGGCCGCGGGAUGGGACACAGGCAAGGUUUGCGCCGAUCUCAUAUAAUUCCAGCAAUUAUAGCCGCUGCGCCGCCGGACACGUACUGUUGGCCCCGACCACAACCGUGUGGCGGUCCCUCGGGACCGGCCAGCAGACGUUCAAUGCGAACCGGGUUCUGAAACGAUGCUACCCCUCCCGCCACGGGGCUCCGUGGACACCAAAGCUUGGUUUGACUCGUGACAGGAGCUAAAAGCGAAACGCAUCAUCAUAAGUAGUUUGUUUGCCUUGUUUCUUUUUCCUUCUCCCAAUCUGACGGCGCUGCCUCCCAUGGUUGAUUGACCGCACUGGCCCGAGCCGCCGGCGCUGUGCAUCCUGUCGAGUCGUGCUUGAGCAGCUCGGCGCUGAGCAACUGGCCCCCCCAUGGAGACUCAAUACCCCCGCACCUCGGACGGGGAGAAACAUCGGAUGGCUGGGCCGUCUCCUCUCAGAAGCAUCAGGGCUGGCCCGAACAAGAUACCCAAGAAGAAGAAGAAAGUGAGAUGGGCGGAUGAGCGGUCGCAGUCACCGGCAAUCAUUGCGGUGGUCAUCCUCAACGUGGUGUUCCUGGUAUUAGGCGUGCUCGCGGGGCUGGGCACGUGGGCCAAGCAUGAUGUGCAGCAGGUCCAGGAGGGACCAGUCGAACUCGAGAUCCGACAAGCGGUACACCAGCGGCUGCCGCUGGGACGACAUGCCAUCCACGACUUGCGGCGUGUCAUGAGGAGAGAUGUCCCUGGGGGCAACAACAGCGCGAUGCAGACCUUUCAGGUCGACGUACCGCUGCUGGGGAUGAACGGGAAGGUUGUGGGUGGAGGCACGGCCGAUGGGUUCAGGGACAUACCGACGAUAUUGCCCGGGCUCGGCGAGGAGGACUGCCAGGUCACGAUUGCCGUCAACACCUUCUCCAACUCUUUCGGGAGUCCGUUCGUGGGCAACUAUACGCCGCCUGCGUGCUUGGCUGAUAGCAACACGGCCAUCAUGAACUUGACGGUGCAGUCCCAGGGCAGGCAGUUUGACCGCCUGGCCAUCGUGUACUUCGGAGACACCGAGGUUCUCCGGACGUCUACUGAGGAGCCAAAUCGCCGGGGUAUAUCAUACACAUACAUAAAGGAUAUGUCACAAUACAUGGCAAUGUGGAGGCAACCGCAAAAGGUCAUCUUCGAUCUUCCGAAUGGCGUCACUGACGUGUUGACUGGUGUCUAUAACGCUACUGUAACGGCGAGCUUCUUCAGUGCACCGCAGGGUGCCACCCCGGCAGAUUCGGUUCUCACUAUUUCCUCCCGCCAGGCCAAUAACGACUCCCAGCCAAGCGUGUUUUCACUCCCGGAUCAGAUUGCAUCCAACGUGAUCACCGACUUCCCUCGAAACGCUGUCAAGGUCAUAUUCUCGGUCUCGGCAACAGGCCAGGGCAACGAGGAGUUCUGGUGGAGCAAUGUUCUCGAGUCCAACGCACUGACUUACAAUGCCUCGGGUGGCCAGCUGCCCGGAAAUUCGCCGUUUCGGGAAGUGCAGGUUCUUCUUGAUGGGAAAUUAGCAGGCGUCCAGUGGCCAUUUCCUGUCAUAUUCACCGGUGGCGUUUCUCCUUCUUUCUGGCAGCCCAUAGUUGGAAUCGACGCCUUCGACCUCAAGGAGGGCGAGAUCGACAUGUCGCCGUGGCUUCCUGUCCUUUGUGAUGGGCAACCUCACAAUUUGACUUUCAACGUCGUCGGUCUCAGCGAUGACGGGAAGAUUGCCACGCUAUCUCCGAACGUCACCUCAAGCUGGCAAGUAACGGGGAAAAUGUUUGUAUGGUUGGACGAAAAGACAGACUCAAUCACGACAGGGUCACCGCCUACAGUCAGCGGUCUGGACCCAACGAUCGCAAUCAGCCAGUCCGUCACACAAAACGCAACCGGCUUCAACGACACACUCAAAUACACCACGUCUGUGUCCCGAAGUUUCAGCGUCUCAGGCUCCAUCACAACAUCAGCCGGCAACAAAACAGUCUCCUGGACGCAAACCCUCGCGCACACAGACGACGCGCUCGUCAGCAACAGCGGGCAGAGCCAGGUCAACGUGAUCACCACGACCGGGACCGACACCUCCACCCACGGCGACGACGACACCGCGGGCUUCACGACCCGGUACUCGUACCCGCUCAACGCAAACGUGACGAACCAGGUCCUCGCGAACGGCACGACCCGCCUCGACGCAACCCUCGAGCGCACCAAGAGCGUGGGCCGCACCAACCCGCGCGGCGGCGUCGCCCCGAGCGGGCUGCAGCUCUUCUCCGUGCUGCCGGCCACGGCGGACCGGGCGGCGGCCUUUGCGGGGACGGCCUUCACCACGAGGCAGAAGGGCGCCGCGACAGUGUUCACCGCGCCCGAGGGGCAGAACGGGAGUUCUCAGACCGGGUCGCAGGCGCAGACUAUGCGGUUUGGCGGGCUGGAUGGGGGCGAUGCGGGUGACGGGCAGGGCGUGGAGUUGUAUUUCCGGGACGUCAGUGUCAAGAGUGAUGGGACGGUGCUCGGGGAUACGGAGCGGUUGGCGGGUGAGGAUGUUGUCGGGAAGAGACCGGCCGCGACUACGAGUGGGAGGCCCGGUGUUGUGAUGGGCGUUGUGGCUGCCGCGCAGGACUGGGUGGCGCGGACAGGUGUUGGGCUGUUUGAUACUAGUAGUCCCGUUACCCGGAGAAGAUCCCGUUAGUACACACGGGCGGAAGAGCAUAGACGCUCGUAUGACACUUUCAAUACCUGAAUACCUGGGUAGACAUCCA